UUCACUGACUGGGACCUCCAUCCAAUCAUGACUAGCCCUGAGUUGGCCGGCCCACCGAGCGACUCCGGAGGAGGCCACCACACUUCCCACUGUGAAUCUGUUGCUGAUGCUUCCCGCAGAGGAGGCCGCAUUGCACCUAUGACAGCCCUAAGGAGUUCUUUGCUGCCGACCUCCCCGGGGCCCAGCAAGCCUUGAAGGACCACGGGUCUGGUUUCCUGUGCGCAGACUCCCGUGGUUCACCUCCUAUGCACCCCAGCACCCCCAUCAGCUCCCUCUUCUCCUUCACCAGCCCUGCAGUGAAGAGACUGCUUGGCUGGAAACAAGGAGAUGAGGAGGAGAAGUGGGCUGAGAAGGCAGUUGACUCCUUAGUGAAGAAGCUGAAGAAGAAGAAAGGGGCCAUGGACGAGCUGGAGAGGGCCCUCAGCUCUCCGGGGCAGCCCAGCAAGUGUGUCACGAUCCCUAGGUCCCUAGACGGGCGCCUGCAGGUGUCCCACCGCAAGGGUCUGCCCCACGUUAUCUACUGCCGCGUGUGGCGGUGGCCGGACCUGCAGUCACACCAUGAGCUGAAGCCCCUGGAGUGCUGUGAGUUCCCGUUUGGCUCCAAGCAGAAGGAGGUGUGCAUCAACCCCUACCACUAUUGCCGAGUGGAGACCCCAGUGCUGCCUCCUGUACUCGUGCCCAGACACAGCGAAUAUAACCCCCAGCUCAGCCUCCUGGCCAAGUUCCGCAGCGCCUCCCUGCACAGCGAGCCGCUCAUGCCGCACAAUGCCACCUACCCCGACUCCUUCCAGCAGCCUCCGUGUCCUGCGCUCCCUCUCUCGCCUGGCCACAUGUUCUCUCAGUCCCCAUGCUCAGCCAGCUAUCCCCACUCCCCAGGAAGCCCUUCCGAGCCAGAGAGCCCCUAUCAACACUCAGACUUCCGGCCAGUUUGUUACGAGGAGCCCCAGCACUGGUGCUCGGUCGCCUACUAUGAACUGAACAACCGAGUUGGGGAGACGUUCCAGGCUUCCUCCCGAAGCGUGCUCAUAGAUGGAUUCACUGAUCCUUCAAAUAACAGGAACAGGUUCUGCCUAGGACUUCUUUCCAAUGUAAACAGAAACUCAACCAUAGAAAAUACUAGAAGACACAUAGGAAAGGGUGUGCACUUGUAUUACGUGGGGGGAGAGGUGUACGCUGAGUGCGUGAGUGACAGCAGCAUCUUCGUGCAGAGCCGGAACUGCAACUAUCAGCACGGCUUCCACCCGGCCACGGUCUGCAAGAUCCCCAGCGGCUGCAGCCUCAAGGUCUUUAACAACCAGCUCUUCGCCCAGCUGCUUGCCCAGUCGGUUCACCACGGCUUUGAAGUCGUCUAUGAGCUAACUAAGAUGUGCACCAUCCGCAUGAGUUUCGUUAAGGGCUGGGGAGCUGAGUACCAUCGCCAGGAUGUCACGAGCACCCCGUGCUGGAUCGAGAUUCACCUUCACGGACCCCUGCAGUGGUUGGACAAAGUCCUGACUCAGAUGGGCUCUCCACACAACCCUAUUUCUUCAGUGUCUUAACAUCCAUGUCUUCAGCUUCAUUUCUCUAGGAUAGAUGCUGUCACAAGCGGUUGCUCAUAUCAUUUCAGAUUCACAGCUAGCUGAGGUUUCUAAGUAGCUGUGUAAAUACAUAUAAUGGAUAUGGUUCAUAUUUUUUUAUCACCAUUUGUUUUAUGCUACCUAAUUAACCUGGGGCCAGUACAGAGUGCUUGGGAAGGCAGGAUUUUCAAGGUUAUGCUGCAUAAUAAGCCUCUUCUUUUGUGGACAGAAAUCGAUGAAAGGCGACAGUGUAAAUGGUACGUGAAAGGUGCUGGUCGAGUGAAAGGUGCUCCAGUGGGCAAGUCCCAUCCAGCAUGUGUGGCCAGGCAGAAAUGCAGAAGCUUUAUGUUGUAAAACACAGGCAUUGGCAGCACUAGAGCAAACAAUGCUUUUGCACAAAGUUAAGCAGUCAAAUCCAUACAGUUUAAAUGAUGUCACUUCUAGUGCUACUGGCGGAGGGUGGCGUGAGAUCAAGCUUCUACAACGAAUUAUAUGAGAUAAAUCACAGGAACUUUAUUUCUGAGUUUGAACUCCAUGCUCUGUCAUUGAACUGCUGUGCUAUUUUCAAUGGUACAUUUAAAACAAACAUACUGUGAUUGGAGAAGAAAGAAACUGUGAAGCCAGGGGUCGUGUUGCCUCAAUCUACCAGUGCAAAAGUGAGUCUAACAAGGGCAAGCACAUGUGAAAAUAGAAUGACAUGAGCUAUCAUCCCAAAGGAUAAGGUCAAUUCAGAAUUUAGUCCCCGAGUCACCCAGGAGGUUCCUGCGGGUUCUGUUCUUUGUGGUCAUCUUGUUAGGCAACCUGCGGUCUGAGUCCUGUGUGGGGAGGAAGUGGGGAUGGAGAAGGGCUGAACAAGCACGGACCCGUGCCUCCUUGCACUCCGUGCCUCCUUGCACUCCGGCUCUCACGCUCGUCAGGGCAACCCCCUGCACACGUUUUCUUGUCUGUUGGUGAGCAUUAGCUGUUUACAGGUUAUUAAAACAAUAAUAAGGCCUUUGGGAAAAUUUAGACACACUGUUUGAUCAAAUUUAUCCAUUAAUUAACGAUAUCUGUAUUGGUGAAAUUAUCAACUGGUUACACCAGGUAGCCUUUUUAAAGCUAAAGUCUCCAACAUGGAAAUAACUCCUGAAAUGAAAUGAAAAUAAUUUCAUGCUCCCUAUAGUAUGAAAGAAAAGUGGUACUGAACAAAGGGUGUCUUUAAAAAAAUACAUAUUAAAAAGCCAUUCUAUUUUUCUGUGGAUGAAAAGGUCUAGGUCUUUGCCAUCCAUUAGACCCUACAUUGCUUGAAAAGAUAUUUCAUACCCUCUUAAAAAUGUGUGAUUAACAUAAAAGUUAUUCUAACAGCCAGUACUUCAGCAAUCCAAGAGGCUUCUUCAUGUAUACUCUCUGUCUAGCCUUAGUGCACACGUAGUUAUUUCUCAUCAAACUAUAUUCAAGUUAGAAAGGGUCAUGUGAAAAAGAUAAAUGAGGGAGCUACUACUGUCACCUCUGGUGACUAAUGUUCUCUAAUAGAAACUUUCAGAUAUAUAAUAGAAAGUCUUUCUUUUUAUAUUAAAAAAGGCAGCCCACUUAGUGUUUAGGAAAACACCAUAGUUUCCUGGUUUGUCUGCUAUGUGUUGUGUGGUUACAAUGUUAGGUACUAUGGGGUCAAAUGGAAAUGAGACUGUCCCAGCUCUCACUGAGAAAAGCCUAACAGGGAGCCUGGUUUUAUAGACAUCCUUGUGUGUUGCAACAUUGAAAACAAAACAUGCCGACUUUCUUAUACUU
Molecule: messenger RNA, 3323 nt
Organism: Octodon degus (degu)
Lineage: Eukaryota; Metazoa; Chordata; Mammalia; Rodentia; Octodontidae
Gene: Smad9
Product: SMAD family member 9
Exons: 6
Coding region: 246-1538 (430 amino acids)
Biological process (GO): anatomical structure morphogenesis; transforming growth factor beta receptor signaling pathway; regulation of transcription by RNA polymerase II
Cellular component (GO): heteromeric SMAD protein complex
Molecular function (GO): DNA-binding transcription factor activity, RNA polymerase II-specific; I-SMAD binding; RNA polymerase II cis-regulatory region sequence-specific DNA binding
Source: RefSeq, a predicted model, not a curated record